GAGAAAUCUCGAUCAAGCCGAUCGACGCAGACAAUGAGUUGAUUCAUGUCAAAGAAGCGUGAGAAGCUGAAAGUGUUCAUUUGAAAACAGAUAGUGCUCUAGAGACGACGAUGAGUGAGUGCAUCGUUAACUAGUGAGAGUCGGUCAAUUUUGGUAUUAUGCAACCUAUUUAUCUAUGAACAAACAGAAAAGAAUACCAUCUAUUGUAUUUAGCGUAUAUUGCUUAGCUCGAGUUAUCAAUGCGCUACAGAGUCGCACGUUUCUAACGUGGACACGAUAUACUACAUGGAACGAAAAGUAAGUGAGAUGUUCUCUUGCACAAUUAAACUCAAGAGCGAGCCUAAGAUGCAGAUCAGAUAACUCAUCGAAUUUACUGUCAUCAGUUAAAAGAAACACGAGCUGCUACCCCCACAAGAUUGAAGAACCGGCUUUAUACGAUUCACGGUUAGGCGCUUGUUGGUCAAACAUCAAAGUCGAGAAUCGAGUAUAACAGUCAGGGUAUAGGAUCAGCUGUAAUUGGAGUCUGAGACUAUGGAAACGACAGACGUAAAACAAUUGUCGAGCUCUCGCUGAGAUCGUCAAUCCAUACAUCAGCUUGCUGGAAGUGCAUUAUACGCUCUCACUCUCAACAUAAACUUGCACGAGCACGACAGCAUCACUGAACUAAAGAACUACUGCGCAUUGUGAUGUUUUGUCAGAUAAUGUGCGAGCUGCUACGCGAACAUGAAGAACGUUUAUAGUUUCUUUUGCGACUUUUGGUCUUGCAAGAAAUUUCCAAUUAGCUUAGCUUUCAGCAUAGAACUGCAAUAUCGGAAGGACGCUUUCUAAGUCCGAUUUUGUAAAGUCCCGACGUUUGCGUCGCAAUUAGAGAGCUUUUGCACUACCGAGUCGAUCUCCGCGAGAAGCUUUGGCUUCAAAUUAUUUUAAAGUGUAAAACGUCAUCAUGAAAGCUGGAGCUUUCUCCGCUCACGAAUUAUAUUCAUACUUCAACAUGCUUUAACAUUAACCAACUCAAUGGUCCAUCGUUUUGGCAGGUUAAUGCCCAACAAAAUACCUCGCUUCUUGUCACCUUUCACUGUCUCGCAAACCACAGAAAGUCUCACAUACAGUUGCGCUCAAUUGCAUCAAAAUCGUGCCGAAUCACAAAGUCGAGCGCAGACAGUGAACCAUAAAGUUCAGUUCACUUUGAAUUCUGGGGAUCUCGUCACACCAGGAAAGCUCAAAAUGGCAUUCACACACGCCACAUCUGAGUUGAUGAAACUCGCAUGAUAGUAUUGUAUCUCUGAUGGAUUCUACCAAUAUUUAUGGGGUCACAUACAGCCAAGAACAAGCAGUAUGUCCACAGCAAGCCGUUUUAUAGUUCGGUUGCUUUCGUCGCU
Plasmopara halstedii is the source of this 1379-nucleotide messenger RNA. RefSeq lists its product as uncharacterized. The transcript has a single exon. Lineage: Eukaryota; Oomycota; Peronosporomycetes; Peronosporales; Peronosporaceae. The record is from RefSeq and is a predicted model, not a curated record. The coding region runs from base 1015 to 1269 and encodes 84 amino acids.